Enterobius vermicularis (human pinworm) is the source of this 643-nucleotide messenger RNA. NCBI's taxonomy places the organism in Eukaryota, Metazoa, Nematoda, Chromadorea, Rhabditida, Oxyuridae. The record is from the annotation of a GenBank genome assembly.
GAAUUAUUCUAGCCUUGAUACACUCUGUUAUUAGGUGAACGGUCAGCGCGGAGACUCUAAAGAAUAUGAGGCAACAGCUUUUGACAAUGAAGAUAACUUACUGCGUAAAGCGGCAGACAAAGUAAGGAGGGAGAAAGAUGACGAAAUGCCAGACUUUUAUGAUCCGGAAGAAGAUGAAGAUAACGAACACUGGGUUCAACAACACCGAGAACGAUUGAAAAUUAUACCUCCUUCAGCUGGAGAUGCAGACGGAGGCUGUAAAAGCGGUACUGAAGAUUACUGCAGUUAUCAGACUGAUGCUGUUCUUUCAUGUCCUGCUUGUAUGUCUUUGCUUACUCGGGACUGUCAGCGCCACGAGUUUUAUAAAAAUCAAUACAGGGCGAUCUUUGUGGAAAACUGUAAAGUAGUUACAGACAAACUGCUCUUCUUACCACAGCAAGACCAGAAGAAGAAAAGAAGGAGGAGUAAAAAGGACGAUAAAGGCCCAAAACCAAGAGAAUACGUAGUACCUUCUGAUCUUACUGGUAUUCCAAAAGAGGACUUAUUUUACCCAGUUCAGUGCAGCGUGUGCUCUUUGAAUGUUGGUGUUUUUGACCACGACGAAGUCUACCACUUUUUCGACGUUUUAACUGGUUACGCAUAA